This is a messenger RNA of Dentiscutata erythropus, 270 nucleotides long. Lineage: Eukaryota; Fungi; Glomeromycota; Glomeromycetes; Diversisporales; Gigasporaceae. The record is from the annotation of a GenBank genome assembly.
AUGAAGAUGAUGACCAUUAUGAACAUGUUAAAGAAAACGAUUGAAGAAAAUGACAAAUAUUUUGAUAAAAAAUUUAUCAAUGAAUUUUUUAAAUUUAUAAAAACGGAUCAAGAAAUGGAAAUGAAUGAAAAUGAUAUAGAAGCAAAUAGACAAGAUAAGGAUGGUAGAAAUUACUCGCUAAUUGAAGAUUUUGAAAUAGAAGAUUUAAAUGAAUUAUAUAAAAAAAAAAGUUUAGCACUUCAUAAUGAUAAUGAUACAGUAUUUGCUUGA